Molecule: messenger RNA, 432 nt
Organism: Penicillium samsonianum
Lineage: Eukaryota; Fungi; Ascomycota; Eurotiomycetes; Eurotiales; Aspergillaceae
Exons: 1
Coding region: 1-432 (143 amino acids)
Source: RefSeq, a predicted model, not a curated record
AUGGCGACAUCGAAUUGCGAAAGCGAUGCAGACGGGAGUGACAAUAGUUCCGACGAUGACGAGGCCUAUUUUUCAGCUGAAGAGUCCCUGUCGCCAUCUCCAUACUCGCGACCUGCGACCCCGCAACUAUACUAUGAGGUACAUUCGGAAUUGUGUCCCGUAUCUGAGGAUAACGAUUUCGAUCUGACCAGGGCCUGUGACCCGGUGGACCUUGCGUCGAUGGGGAGGGACUAUCGAGCAAGGCGCCACAAGACGACCCCGUCCCAGUACUUGUCGGAUGGUGAGGAUUCUUUUGUUUCUUGUGAAGAGUAUCCCGACGAAGAAACUGCAGACAAGGAGGAUUUCGGUUCUGGGAAGGAAGAUGAUAUCUACCACAGUAUUGUGGGUCCCCCUGUUAGGCCUAAAGGCCUGGUCCAAAGCUUGCAGGACUGA